UAGCAAAAAUGCUGUUUGUUUCAUCAGCUAGUGAAGAAAAACUGACCAAAUAAGUACUUUCAUAAGCAGUUUGAGGAUGAGGUGCUUUUUCUGAUAGAGAAAAGGCAGAGGAAAGAGAGAAAAUGGGAGUUCAAAACAACAGUCCAAGAGCUUCCCCAAGAAGAAAAUCUACAACCCUUCAACACUUGUUUGAUCUCGAUGCCAAAAGCGCUUCUGACAGCAAAACUAUUAUUGGCAGUCAAUCUUCUUCCAGUUUGGAAAAUGAAGAAAUCCUGUCAGCAAUCUCCAUCUGCAAUUUCAUCUGCACCUUCACCGAUCCGAGCGAAUGCCCUACGCAACAAGAACUUAAAAGGCAGAAGCUUUUGCAGCUUCUUUCGAUUGUCAAAUCCUCGAAGAAGCCUCUGCAUGAUCAAGUCAUGACGUCUCUCAUUUCCAUGAUAUCGUUGAACAUUUUCCGGUCUCUCCCUCCUCCUUCCAAUCCCACAUAUGCCAUGGACUUUCCCGACGAUGAAGACCCCAUUUCCACCUUUUCCCCUGUGUGGUCACACCUGCAGUUAGUCUACGACAUACUCAUCCGCCUUGUGAUUAACAAUGAUCCUAAGUUACUCAGAGGCUACAUUGACAACCAGUUUGUUGUCAACCUCCUUGCCCUCUUCCAAUCAGAAGACCCGAGAGAGCGCAACAGCUUGAAGAAUGUGUACCAUAGAAUAUAUUCUCGAUUCACAUUCUACCGUUCGUCCAUGAGGAAAUCGAUGAAUGAUGUGUUCUUGCACUAUGUGUUUGAGACAGAGCGGCAUUGUGGGAUCAGAGAGUUGCUUGAGAUAUGGGGAAGCAUAAUCAAUGGCUUCACCGUGCCGCUGAAGGAAGAGCACAAGCUGUUUUUGAUGAGAGUGCUUAUUCCUUUCCACAAGACCAAGGGGUUGCAGGGCUACCACAAGCAGCUGGCUUAUUGUGUGUCGCAAUUUGUGCAGAAGGAGCCCGUACUUGGCGGAAUUGUGGUGAGAGGAAUUCUGAGGUAUUGGCCCAUGACGAAUUGCCAGAAGGAGGUUUUGCUGGUUGGGGAGCUGGAGGAGCUGGUGGAGAAUAUUGACCCUGAUCAGUAUAGGAAGUUGGCCCUGCCUCUGUGCGUACAGAUAACAAGAUGCUUGAACAGUUGGAACUCACAGGUAGCAGAGAGAGCCCUCUAUGUUUGGAACAAUGAGCAGUUUGUGAAGAUGAUAUCAGUGGCAAUGGAGGAAGUGUUUCCAGUCGUGGUUGAAGGCAUGGAGAAGAACUUGAAGUGGCAUUGGAGCAAAAGCGUCCGGCAACUGACAGAAAACGUGAAGGUGAUGCUCGAAGAAAUGGAUCCAGUUUUGUACUCCAAAUGCCUGGAAGAAAUUGAGCUAAGAGAAUCCAAGGCCAACCAAGCAGAACUCAAGAGGAAGGAGAAAUGGGACCGAAUAGAAAUGGCUGCAGCAGCCAAGCAUCAGUUUCCCCAACCACAACAUUUCAUGUGUGUUUCUCACUAAAAUUUAAAUCAACAAUGUAUACAACAAGUAGUCUCUGCUGGGUUUUUUGGGUUUGGUUUCAUACCCAUUGUAGAAGGUUUCUAGUUGGUCCUUCUAUUUAUUAGAAGAAAAUACUCAACUCCUUACGUGUAACGAGUUAUUCCUUCUUACAGAUCAAUUAGAUUAUGAUAUGUAUGCUAAAACUUUCUAUUUUGUGGUUAA
Molecule: messenger RNA, 1709 nt
Organism: Malus domestica (apple)
Lineage: Eukaryota; Viridiplantae; Streptophyta; Magnoliopsida; Rosales; Rosaceae
Product: serine/threonine protein phosphatase 2A 57 kDa regulatory subunit B' beta isoform-like
Biological process (GO): signal transduction
Cellular component (GO): protein phosphatase type 2A complex
Molecular function (GO): protein phosphatase regulator activity
Source: RefSeq, a predicted model, not a curated record